UCAAUUAUUUUUUCAACGUUUUGCCAUCGAAGGCCAUAAACACGGGGUUUUGUGAGGAUUCGGAGGGCAGUUUCGGUCAGUUUGUUUUUUUAAUCAUCAGUGAGCCUGAAGACCGAAAGAAGAAAAACAGAGACCGGUGUUAGAGAAAGAAGUUCGGGAAGAUGAUAACGAACAAAAACAACUACAGCAAAUAACAAAGGGAUUACUGUCUGUCUAACCUUUUUAGUUGGUGGGUUUUUUUGGUUUCCGACCACUGACUCAAUAUACCCAGAAUUUCUCCAUCUUUGUCGUUCAUAUUCCUCAUCAGUACCCACCGAGCUCUGUCUCUCUAUCAUACCCAGAUCUUGUCUUCUUUUGAUCCAGCUGAAUUGCUGUUAAUUUGGGAAAAGGAAGAGGAGAAUAUUCUUGGCCCUUUUCUUUUAGCGGAAGAACUAAGAAGAGGACAGCUUCUGGGGGUGUGGAUUCAAUCUAGAAAGUUGUCGCUGAUCUUUGGGUUUGAAGAAUUUUAUGCAUCUGCUUUCCGAUUUAAGAAAAAGGUGUGAUCUUUUUGGGAAAUCUAUUUUCUUUUUGGAAGGUAAAUUCCUUUUCGGUUGAUUGGUUGAAACUAAAGAUUUUGUUUGAUCUCUGGCUUAAAAUGGGUUUCCGUUUAUGGGAUUGUCUUUAGAAUUUGGUUUGAAUUUUCCUUCUUGAUGAGAAUGGGAAACUCGUCCUUGAUUUGGAAAAACUGAACAACAAGCCGGGUUUCAGAUAAAGAGCAAAGAUGCUUCUAGGAAGCUAGCGUGGACUAAAAACCUCAGUCAAUGGGUUUUUGAAUGUGAAUUUUUUCCUUCUUAGAUGGAAAAGGAUUAAUUUCUCUGUGCUGAUGGACUGUAUUCUGCUUUGAAAGAGCUUUGGAGCAUAAAAGGCGGGUUUUGGGGCUCAAGAGGUGGUACAUCUGUUUCUUUAUCCUAAUCAUGAUCAAGCAGAUACUUGGUAGGCUGCCUCGCAAGCCAUCUAAGUCAGCUGAAAAUCGCGAGUCAGGCGGAACUGCUCCCACUCCUUCAAAUGCUUCUACAAAUUCAAGAAGCAGUGAACUAGUUAGCAAUCGUGCUGGGAACCCAAAUAGUACAUCUCUUCCACCCCCUAAUUCUGCUCCAUGUUCAGGAUUAAAUCAUGGAAAUAAGUUACCUCAAGUUCUGAAUUCAAAGUUAAAUGGGAAUUCAGCUACCUCUUCUUAUGAUGCAUUACCUGGUUUUAGGGAAGUCCCCAGCUCCGAGAAGCAGAACUUAUUUAUUAGAAAGCUGAACUUAUGUUGUGUCAUAUUUGACUUCACUGACCCGACAAAGAACUUGAAAGAAAAGGACAUAAAGCGACAGACAUUGCUAGAGCUUGUGGAUUAUGUUACUUCAGCAAAUGGAAAAUUCACGGAAAUUGUCAUGCAAGAAAUGACAAAAAUGGUAUCUGUGAAUUUGUUUAGGUCACUUACUUCUCCACCCCGUGAAAACAAGGUUUUAGAAGCCUUUGAUUUGGAAGAGGAAGAACCUUCAAUGGAUCCUGCAUGGCCUCACUUGCAAUUUAUAUAUGAGUUCCUCCUAAGGUUUGUUGCAUCACCUGAGACUGAUGCAAAGUUGGCUAAGAGAUACAUUGACCAUUCUUUUGUUCUCAGAUUGUUGGAUCUCUUUGACUCUGAAGAUCCCAGAGAAAGAGAGUACUUGAAGACUAUCCUACACCGCAUUUAUGGAAAAUUUAUGGUACAUCGUCCAUUCAUCAGGAAGGCGAUAAAUAACAUCUUCUACCGUUUCAUUUUUGAAACUGAGAAGCAUAAUGGGAUUGCUGAACUUCUUGAGAUUUUAGGCAGUAUAAUCAAUGGAUUUGCUGUUCCACUGAAAGAAGAACACAAACUAUUCCUCGUUCGUGCACUGAUUCCCCUUCACAAGCCAAAAUGCAUACCCAUGUACCAUCAGCAGCUAUCAUACUGCAUUGCACAAUUUGUAGAGAAAGACUGCAAGCUUGCUGAUACUGUUAUAAGGGGUUUAUUAAAGUAUUGGCCUAUUACAAAUAGUUCGAAAGAGGUAAUGUUUUUGGGUGAGCUGGAGGAAGUUUUGGAAGCAACUCAGCCUCCAGAAUUUCAACGCUGUAUGGUGCCUUUGUUCCGCCAGAUCUCUCGAUGCUUGAGCAGUUCACACUUUCAGGUGGCGGAGAGAGCUUUGUUCUUAUGGAAUAAUGAUCAUGUUGAGAACUUAAUCAAACAAAAUCGCAAAGUUAUACUGCCUAUCAUCUUCCCUGCCUUGGAGAAAAAUGCUAGAAACCACUGGAAUCAAGCAGUUCAGAGCUUGACACUAAAUGUCCGGAAAAUAUUCUCUGACCUUGAUCCUGAGCUAUUUGAUGAAUGCCUUCUCAAGUUUCAGGAAGAUGAAUCAAAAGAGAAAGAUAUUACAGCAAAGCGAGAAGCAACAUGGAAGCGUUUAGAAGAGAUUGCUGCAUCAAAAGCUGCAAGUAAUGAGGCCGUGCUUGUUGCCCAUGUAACACCCCCUCGCACAUCUUCGGGCUAGACAAAGAAAGAUAUCUUUUGGUAGUUCCAAUGGUCUCAAUUUUCAAUUGGGUGUUGAGUCAUGAAAUGGGUAAACAUGCUUCAGGAGGUGGAAAUCUGUUCUUUAUUCUUUUAGUAGCUCACGCCCUGUUACUUCCAAUUGUUUUGGGUUGUCAGGUUCCAUAGAACCAAGAACUCCACUGUACAGGAACAUACUGGCCCCGACUUGUGUUUUGUAUUCAGGGACUGUAUAUAUGGGAACAAAGCAAACAAGUUUUACAGGCAAUUGCUCUUCAUUCAAAGGAAGAGAGUGGGCUGGUAAUUGUGUCCUUUCUGUAGUUGAUUCUGGAGGGUGAUAGAGGGCUUCAGGUCAUAGGUAUCCAUUUACCUAGCAUUCUAUACUUGACUUCAAUUGUUUCCUGAGUGUUAAUGAAAUACUUAGUCUUUUGUUUAUUUA
Messenger RNA from Nelumbo nucifera (sacred lotus), 2966 nucleotides. Lineage: Eukaryota; Viridiplantae; Streptophyta; Magnoliopsida; Proteales; Nelumbonaceae. The record is from RefSeq and is a predicted model, not a curated record.